CCCCGCGGCGCGGCGCCGGCCUGUGGCGUCACAGCUGCGGCGUUCGGCGGGGCGCCAUGGCCAUCUGUCAGUUCUUUCUGCAGGGCCGCUGCCGCUUCGGCGACAGGUGCUGGAACGAGCACCCCCGCGGCGGCGGGCGCUACGGGCCCGCGGCACCCCAGCACCAAGGUACUAGCGGAGGAGGAGGAGCAUGGGGUACCACUAACCAGAGAUAUACCAGUGUCAUCCAGCCAUCUACCUUUAAGUCUAAUACGUGGGGUGGCAGCAGAGAUCAUGGAAGAGGAUUUUUUGGCUCCCCUGAUUUUGGAUCAUCAGGCAGCAGCAGCAGAAAUACCAGCUUUUCGCAGAACAGAUUCUCUGCAUUAAUGAACAGUCAAAACACGGCUGAUGGCUAUAAAGAUGAAGAGGAGAGACUUUUCGAGUCUAUAGUGAAAGACAUGGAGAUUUGGGAAUCUUCAGGACAGUGGAUAUUUUCAUCUUACUCACCAAUGAAAGAAAAACCUAACAUCUCAGGCUUUCGAGACUUCUCACCAGAAGAAUUGCAUCUGGAGUAUUACAACUGCACAGCAAACAAUAACAUUCAGAGCUAUAUAAAUUCUGUCCAACAGUUAGCGAAACAAUGGAAAGAUCGGCUGCUUCAGUUAAAAACUUUAACUGCAUCGACAAAAGCAGCUUUGCUGUCUGAAUUAAAGAACACGGUCACUCAACCAUUGCCUGCCUUUGGAUUUGGAGGACAGCAAACAUCAAGCUUUGGGUUGUCAAGUUUUCCUGUGAGCAGCAAUAGUAACAGUGCUAGCAGUUUCUCCUUUAAAACAAGUUCCAGUCUCAUCAGCACAUCAUCUGGAAACACCCCUGCUUUUGGGAGCUCUUCCGCUGGUUGUAAUCCUCCUCCAUUUGGUGUGACGUCCUCUCCCAGCGUAUCCCAUUCUGUUGGUUUUGGCAGCCUGGCAGCUCCAUCUGCAGCCUCCUUCUCAUUUAAAACUUCUGAAACAACUAGUGGUUUUGGAACUUGUGGAUUUUCAGGGUUUGGCAAUUCUUCUGCUGUGAACUUUUCGGGCACCACUCUGCUUACAGCCCUUGGAGCCUCUAAUGCAGCAGUAGGAACUUCUUCCUCAGAUUCAAGCAGUACUUUAUCUGGACAGACUGCCUCUAAUGUAGCAGUAGGAACUUCUCCCUCAGAUUCAAGCAGUACUUUAUCUGGACAGACUGCCAGCGCCUCUGGACAUAACAUAACAUCAGCAUCUUCUGCAGUCACAAACAAUACUACGUCGGAAAAGUUAUUUACCCCAAAGAGUGAAUUAUCAGCUGAAGAGUUGAAACAAUUUGAAGCAAAAAAGUUUACUAUUGGAAAGAUUCCUUUUAAGCCACCACCGUCAGAACUUUUAAAUGUUUAGGACGUUUACAUUUAUUCUGUAAUAACGUGUUAUUUCAACUUCUCUGAUACCUCAACUUACACAGUUUUGUGGUCGAAUAAUGAACUAAAAUGCCUCUGUUUGAGUUAAUUUUAGUUUAAUCUCUUAAGUCUUCUGCAAUAAUAAAAUCAUGGGUAUAAACAUUUGAACAUUGGAUUUUAAUAUUUCUUGGUUGUUUUGGAAUGGACCUUUUACAUCGAAGAAAUUACGAAAAUAAAACUUAAAAUUCUCUUUUA
Messenger RNA from Falco peregrinus (peregrine falcon), 1648 nucleotides. It is a transcript of the gene NUP42, whose product is annotated as nucleoporin 42. Gene Ontology annotation, cellular component: nuclear envelope. The transcript has 7 exons. The coding region runs from base 57 to 1394 and encodes 445 amino acids. Gene Ontology annotation, molecular function: nuclear export signal receptor activity; metal ion binding. The record is from RefSeq and is a predicted model, not a curated record. NCBI's taxonomy places the organism in Eukaryota, Metazoa, Chordata, Aves, Falconiformes, Falconidae.